AUGAAGCAAUACACUAUUUCAAGACAGAACAUACUGUAUGACAUGACCAAAGAUCAAGAAACCAAGAAAUUGGAAUCAGAAUCAACUAUGGCUGAAGGUACUACAGGAUCAUAUGCAACUAUGUCACUGGGUGAGGACAAGAGAAUUGUGGUUCAUUCCCACAUUCCUAUGCCUUCCUCUGGCACGGCACAUGCACCUUGGUUUGACAGCAGAGAUGCUACCCUGUUUAUUGAAAGGUUUUAUCAGAUAUGCAAGAAUCAUGGAGUAAUUGAUUCUAAAAACAUUAUUGAAUGGUUGGCUAGGUACUGUGUUACAUGGAUUGGAGAAUGGAUGAAGACCUUGGAAGGCUAUAAAGAAGGUAAUUGA
Molecule: messenger RNA, 366 nt
Organism: Coccidioides immitis RS
Lineage: Eukaryota; Fungi; Ascomycota; Eurotiomycetes; Onygenales; Onygenaceae
Exons: 2
Coding region: 1-366 (121 amino acids)
Source: RefSeq, a predicted model, not a curated record